Molecule: messenger RNA, 519 nt
Organism: Saccostrea cuccullata (small rock oyster)
Lineage: Eukaryota; Metazoa; Mollusca; Bivalvia; Ostreida; Ostreidae
Exons: 1
Coding region: 1-519 (172 amino acids)
Source: RefSeq, a predicted model, not a curated record
AUGCAGAAGUAUCUGCCAACAUUACAGCUAAAAGUUGGUGAUAAUAUCAUUGAAAGCGUGCCAUGUGUAAAAAAUCUAGGUGCAUUUUUCGAUCAACACCUCACUAUGGAAAAACAGGUAUCCUCGGUCGUCAAGUCAUGCUAUUUUCAAAUAAGCAAUAUUGGACGAAUACAGCGCUUUCUUACAAAAGAAGCCUGCAAGACCAUGGUGAAUGCCGUUAUCACUGCCAUGCUGGACUAUGGGAACUGCCUUCUAUAUGGAGUGUCAAAGGCCUUACUAGACCGGAUUCAAAAAGUCCAUAACACGGCAGCUCGUUUAGUUACAAGAUCAUCGAAAAGGGAGCAUAUUAAACCUAUCCUAGCUGAUCUUCAUUGGCUACCUGUUUCUUUUCGUCCACAAUAUAAAAUCUUGACAUAUGUCUACCAAUCCUUACACGGGUUAGCUCCAUCGUAUAUCAAAGGUCUUAUAAUGGAAUACAAGCCUACCAGAUCACUGCGCAUGCGAUCUGAGUCAACAUAA